AUGGCCCCUUCAAGCCAGCAAAAAGUCAGGCAGUCUACGGCCCCUCCAAGCCAGCAAAAAGUCAGGCAGUCUAUGGCCCCUUCAAGCCAGCAAAAAGUCAGGCAGUCUAUGGCCCCUUCAAGCCAGCAAAAAGUCAGCCAGUCUAUGGCCCCUUCAAGCCAGCAAAAAGUCAGCCAGUCUAUGGCCCCUUCAAACAUGAAAAAUUCAGGCAGUCUACCGCCCCUCCAAGCCAGCAAAAAGUCAGGCAGUCUACGGCUCCUUCAAGCCAGCAAAAAGUCAGGCAGUCUACAGCCCCUUCAAGCCAGCAAAAAGUCAGGUAGUCUACGGCUCCUUCAAGCCAGCAAAAAGUCAGGCAGUCUACCGCCCCUCCAAGCCAGCAAAAAGUCAGGCAGUCUACAGCCCCUUCAAGCCAGCAAGAAGUCAGGCAGUCUACGGCCCCUUCAAGCCAGCAAGAAGUCAGGCAGUCUACGGCCCCUUCAAGCCAGCAAAAAGUCAAGCAGCCUAUGGCCCCUUCAAGCCAGUACAAAGUUGGGUGGCCAAUGGCCCAAAAAUCAUAAACAGCACUUGCUUUUGUAA
Messenger RNA from Ylistrum balloti, 576 nucleotides. RefSeq lists its product as uncharacterized. The record is from RefSeq and is a predicted model, not a curated record. Bases 1 to 576 code for a protein of 191 amino acids. NCBI's taxonomy places the organism in Eukaryota, Metazoa, Mollusca, Bivalvia, Pectinida, Pectinidae. The transcript has a single exon.